Dentiscutata heterogama is the source of this 450-nucleotide messenger RNA. The record is from the annotation of a GenBank genome assembly. Lineage: Eukaryota; Fungi; Glomeromycota; Glomeromycetes; Diversisporales; Gigasporaceae.
AUGGAAACAGUAACAAUUGCAUCAUAUACAUUAUUGCAAUCAAUCCCUUAUCUUCGAACUUCUAGAGGCCGAAUUAUUACCGUUUCCACUGGUGUUGCGACUUUUGCUGUCCAAAGUUGGGCCCCCUAUUGCACAUCAAAAGCUGCUCUGCAUAUGUUAACGAAAUGCAUUGCAGUUGAAGAACCAGAUAUAGUUUCUGUAUCAAUUCUUCCUGGUGUUGUUGAUACAACUAUGCAAGCCAACAUACGCGAAAAUGGAUUGACAGCACAAAUGAAACAAACUGAUUAUCAAAGAUAUAUAGAUCUUUAUGAGUCGAAGACAUUAGUUCAUCCUGAUGAUCCAGGUCGUGUAUUGGCUGCUUUAGUUGUAGGUGGUGCCACUCAAGAAAUGAGUGGAGAAUCAUAUAGAUAUAAUGAUUCUAAAUUAGCCCAUCUAUUAAAUAACAAAUGA